Didymodactylos carnosus is the source of this 1239-nucleotide messenger RNA. The record is from the annotation of a GenBank genome assembly. Lineage: Eukaryota; Metazoa; Rotifera; Eurotatoria; Philodinida; Philodinidae.
AUGAAUGGAUUCAAGCAGUUGAUAUUCAAUCUAACAUACGAUAAAGUGCCAGUUGGUUCCUGUACAGAUAAAUUGAUUCCAAGAGGCACAGAGUUAUUUUGUGUCCCACGCUCGGAAAUCCGUGCAAAAACGGAGAAAAUCGACGACACAAGAACCUUCUUACAAAGUAUGGCUAAUAGUGUUAGUGUCCAGUUUGGUGUCUCAAUUAGUCUUGUCAAUCCGAUCGUUGGUGCAGCUGGAGCAGCGUUGGGCGGAGCUGCUAGUGGAGGAGGAACAAAAAAUCCCACUCCUGAUAAUGGAAGUGGUGGCGCCGGUAGUGGUAUUGCUGGCAUUGGUAGUUCUUUGCUGAACUUGGGAAGAAUUGGAUUCUCAUUCGGUCACUCCUCUCAAUCUACAUUCGUGCUCAACAGCAUCAACAAUCAAGCUUCAACCCUUUUUCAUACCUAUGCUGAAGUUUCUUUCGUUGAAUUGUCACUCUUCGAACAAACAGCUCACUUGUCUGAAGAAUUUCGAACAGUCAUUCAGGAGAUGCCAUGUUGUGAUGGAACAGAUGCAGAAACUGUUAAUUACAUCAAAGAUUAUAUCAUUGGGUACUUCGGUUAUACAUUCUUAACCAAGAUGGUCUUAGGCGGUGUUGCCCAGCAGACAAUUGUCAUUUCAAAUGAUAAUCUACGCAGCAUGCAGUCUAGUGGUGAUUCUUCUUCCACGCAAGCUCAAUUGAGUUUUUCAACUAUUUUCAAUUUUGGUUACCAAAAUAUGAAUAACGAAUCGACAACGAAAUUAAAUGAUUUCCUUUCUAAAGUUACAACAGCAUAUUCGUCUAUAACAGGAGGCAGUGUGCUCGAUCCCAAUAAGAAAUUGAACGAUUGGUUUCUGACUGUUCCAUCAAAUCCUGCUAUUAUUAAAUACACACUGAAACCGAUCUUUGCACUGCUUAACAAAAAUAAUUUCCCUCGUGACAGAGACAUUGAAACGAAAUCGGAACUGAUAUUGAAUGUCACACGAACUUUACUGUUCAACAGUAAAGUCACAUGUGAUAAUGACUGUAAUAAACAGAAUGGUAAAUGUGAACCAAUCGGCGUACUUCAAUUCAAUAAGUGUACAUGCAAGUCAGAAUUUGAAGGGCCAGACUGUGGUGGGGCAAAGACAGUUCCUACAACAUCAACCACGGCUGCGCCGGCACCAGUAGUAACAUCGUCAACUACUGCUCUGCCUGUAGCAGUAGACUACGUCUCAUGA